Messenger RNA from Loa loa (African eye worm), 849 nucleotides. RefSeq names its product small nuclear ribonucleoprotein Sm D3. Gene Ontology annotation, biological process: spliceosomal snRNP assembly; RNA processing. The transcript has 3 exons. Gene Ontology annotation, molecular function: RNA binding. The record is from RefSeq and is a predicted model, not a curated record. Bases 184 to 600 code for a protein of 138 amino acids. Lineage: Eukaryota; Metazoa; Nematoda; Chromadorea; Rhabditida; Onchocercidae. Gene Ontology annotation, cellular component: commitment complex; U2 snRNP; U1 snRNP.
AAAAUAUUUCCGUAACUUGAAGAGUUGUGUUCAUGUUAUAUGUAUUGCGUUUUAUAUAUUUAAUUUGAUAUUCUAAUCAAAUUAUCUGCUAAUGGAACUGUUGAAGUUUUGGUCGUUGACAAUAUUUUUGUCAUCGUUUAUUCUCGGUGACUCAACUUAUCUUUUCAGUUUGACAGGUUCACAAUGACUGCGAUUGGUGUCCCGAUUAAAAUUUUGCAUGAGGCUGAAGGUCAUGUUAUUACACUUGAAACAACGAUUGGCGAAGUAUACCGUGGUAAAUUGAAUGAGGCAGAGGAUAACAUGAAUUGUCAAAUGAGCGAAGUCACGGUGACUUAUCGGGAUGGAAGGACUCAUCAUUUGGACAACGUUUUUAUUCGUGGGUCAAAGAUUCGGUUUAUGAUUUUGCCGGAUAUGUUGAAAAACGCACCAAUGUUCAAGAAUAUUGGACGAGCUCAGAAAGGAGCUGUUGGUAUGGGAAUGGGGGAUAAUCGUGAUGGACGCGGUCUUCGAGGGCGUGGCACUGCAUUUCGGGGACGUGGUGGCCCGCGUGGUAAUCAACGUGGUCCAGGUGGAAUGCCACGGCCUCAAUUCCGAGGGUGAUCCAUUGGUCUCUUUUAUGCGUUUUAUGUUUUGUUUCUGUGUUGGUUUCCUUUUCUUUUCUCUUGUUCAUUUAUUUUUUCCAAAACCGAUUGUGUUGGACUAACAAGACUGAUGAGAAAGUUGAUUCGUGGGUUUUGAUAGCUUAGGUUAUUAUAUGUUUAUUUGGACAUAAUCGAUUUCCUCAAAGUUACAUAUAAUGAAAUGGGAAAUGCGAGAGCUUCUAUAUGAUUCCUGCAAAAUUAAUUAACC